Sphaeroforma arctica JP610 is the source of this 373-nucleotide messenger RNA. The record is from the annotation of a RefSeq genome assembly. NCBI's taxonomy places the organism in Eukaryota, Ichthyosporea, Ichthyophonida.
AUGCGUACAUACACAGCGAAUGCAAGAAAAUAUAAACCGCCAUUAUCGCCGUCAUUCCGGCCCCAUUCCUCGACACAGAAAGGCGCUUCCACGCUGAACACCUGUACCGCAAUCGACAUAGCAAUACCGGUACCACCAUUGCCCCGUAAUAUGGCCCCCACCUUUGAGCCCAUUUGUUCGCGUGUGGUCGAUGUCUACCCCUUGACCGACAUACUGUUCCGUCGCACGUGCAUCAUCACCACUAGUCAGGCCGGCAGUGUGAAGUUGUGGACGCGCCCGAGCUUCAUGCUUGGAGAGAAGGACAACUGUGAGGUGAUGUCGAACGGCAAGAACCGCGAUGGGAUGGCCAGGGCUACCCCGGACGAUGUUGUAG